Messenger RNA from Hymenoscyphus albidus, 6327 nucleotides. Lineage: Eukaryota; Fungi; Ascomycota; Leotiomycetes; Helotiales; Helotiaceae. The record is from the annotation of a GenBank genome assembly.
AUGAUCGAACCAUUGGAGGGGACAGUCGACUCCCCUCGUUCUCGUCGACCCGGUUCAGCAGUCAAUGAUUCCAGCAUGAGCGCUCCGAGCCAUCGCCGCGUCGAUGAGGAUAUUCUUCAACGCAUCCGCUCUCUUUUACUCGCACGCAACGUCAAUAACCCACCACGAACUCCAUAUCCAUCUGACGAAAAGCCUGUGGCCAAUUUCUCUGAGGACGGUACUUCGUCACCAAAGAGAAACUUCAACACUGCAAUCAAACCCUCAGCUCGACGAGGGAAAAGAUUGAGUCUUCCAGAAUCGGCUUCAGGGCUCAGUCGAAGCCCCAGUAUGGUCAUUGACAAUGCACAAAAGACAACGUCCCCACCUCCUGAACUUUUCAUGUUUCCACCUCCGAAUCUUCGCUCAUCAAGCUCCGCACAUGAUCUGAGAACGUCCCCCGAUACCCCAGACGUAUCAAACCUCACCGAUGGACCCUCGUCAACACCAGGCAAAAAGAAAGCUCGACUGAAGUUGGUUCUUCAGGAUAUUCCGAAAAACAAAGAUACGCAACUUGCAUCAUGCGUUGAGAUUGGACGCGGAAAGAUCCCGAAGAACGAUACUGCUCUUCACAAAGAUGAGUUGAGUUGUUGUGCUCCAUGUGAAAACCCUGAGGAGCAGCCCUCUAAAUACAUCAUACGUGAUGCACAAUGGCCAAAGACAAUUGAGGCAGAGCCUUCUGACCUCGCAUGCUUUCUGGCUGGAUGCUCUCCAGGACAGCUUCAAUGCAGCAAACAUCCCAAUCGGCGUGCACAAUCCACGUCUCUAAUAGACGCCAGAACUAGGCCACAAGAUAUGGAAGCAAUUGGAAAGAAACCUCAAUCUGAUUUUGAAGAGCUUUUGGGUAAUGCAAAGAUGGACAGAAUCAACAAAACGACGACUACAGAUGGCAACCAGUCGUCGGUGAAGAGCGAGUCAGCUGGUAGCGUUACAUCUAAGGAUGCAUAUCCGCAUGCUGUACAGUCGUUGAGGAUGGCCUCGAGGAAAAGCAUAGCCAUGCCCUUUUCGUCAGCUAUAUUUACAAACUUCAGUCUUCCUGGUCCCAGAACCAAACGAUCAUCUCCAUCUCCUGGUUUGGCUCGCAUAGAAACACAAAUUGGCCCAGACGAGACAGUACCGCUCAUCAAACCAGUCGAGUUGAAGCCACUGGGUCUUUCAGAAGUAUCCCGAAAAGAACCCAAGUCGGAAUUUCGAUCUCCACCACCUGUGAUACGCACAAAACAAUCUGACGGUUCUAUGCGCUCUGGAAAAUCGGGAAAGAGACAUGCCUUGCUACGAUCAUCGGGUUCGGAUGGAGACCCGCUCGAGACCGGCUUGCCAGUACCGCCGGUUUUAUCAACCAUCAAGAGUUUCGGAAUAGAAAUAGAAGUUGUUCCUGUAGACCAGGUCGAGGUUUUCGAAAAAAUGGUAAGCCCAGCUGAGAAAGGACCUGCUCCUUAUCGGGACUUAGGUCCUGAGAUCAAUAACACCAUUCGAGAUACCCAGAGUAGCCCAGUCGCAGGUCAUUUGGCAAACUUACAAAAAACCAUAGAUUUGGUUGAUAAUGUUCGGGAGCGCGUCCAAGAUGUCCAGCAAUAUAUCCCUGACGACGAUGUCAACAAGAAGAUCGAACAAUCCUUAGAUUGCCCAGUAAAAUCACCUAGAAUCAAUCCAGUAGAUGCUGCAUAUUGGGGGUUUGUUCCUACUGUGAAGGAUAAAGUUGAGAGUGCCGUCCAAAGUGCAGUACGGAAUGCCGUCCAAGAGGUUGUGGUACCCAAAGGCGCUCAAAAGAAGGAGGCGUCCGAAGUAUAUCGGCUGUUAGUGGCAGACUCUCUGGGGAACGCCGCGAGGAAUGCCGAUGAAUUUUUGAAACGACCCUCAUUAUGGAACGAUAUCGACUCUCCGCAGAAGCCUGAGAAGAGUUUCCAGCCAGACAUUGGGAUGGAAACUAUACCUUUGAAUCUUGACCAGAUCGUAUCGCCAGAGAACCACAAGCAGGGAUCCGUCAAAACCCAGGGAAAGACACAAGCAGCUGUAAACAACUCAAUCCCAGAAAGGUUUUCGUCCAAGAAUAAAGUCCUUGCUUCAAAGGAGGGUGCACUGAAUUCGGCUCAUAAAUUACCCACGAAAGAAAAAGACCUGGACCUUCAGAAACCGCCGAACGAACAGCUGGUACCAAGAAGGCAGCUGAAUACUCUCCGAGCGACAUCUUCAGCUGAUUCUCUGAGGCCUAAUGCUCCUUCGAAGUUUGUCUUUGACGAUAGAAGUUCUGUGACGAAUAUCUCACCUGAAAAAAAACUUGCUCGGCGAAACACGAUUUAUUGGCUACGGGACCUGAUUACUAGUAAUGGGCCAGGCCCUUAUGAGCCUCAAUUGACUGCGCUUCCACCUCGAGUGAAAAGAGGUAAUGAUAAUUCAAGAACACGGGACAGAUCUCAAACAGCGCCUUCACAGCAAGGUACGGAAUUGUAUAUGGGCGCAGACAUGGAGGCCAGAAGAACUGAAGAGGACUCGGCUGAUCAAGUAUCCGGAAUGAAGGUGGGAAGGACUCUUGUGCACGACCAGUUCGCCAGAACGAUAGAUGACCUUGAGCUACUUCUUGGAGAAGCACUUCUGGUUGCUCAGCAGGCAGCAGAUAAUAAGGAUCCCAAUUACAUGCCGGCUAUCUUGGGAGAUGCAAAUCGAAUCCUGAAAGACAGCCGCAACAGGUUGUCGGAGAGUGCUGCAUAUUACCAGCGAAGACAAAUCAUGAGAUCCAGGCGUACCGGUACAUAUUCAGAUGAACCUUCUAGCAUUGCCAGUAUACACGAAAGCUUGAGAGGCUACGGAGACUCAACUGAGUUCAGCGACGACGACAAACUAGAUCAGAAUGACCCUUACGCAUACCGCAACGCCAACAAUGGAAAUACUGCAAUACCUCCCAAGAACCCUCAACGCAAGCAACCAAAGGAUCGUAUUUCUACUCCAUACCGAGGGAGAUCCCAGGCUUUAUCUGGAGACUCGGACACGGCAGAAGCUCCUCUUAUUCAGAGUGCGGAUAGGGACUUGGACUAUAUCAAGGCCGCUGAUCCACGGUCGCUUCCAGCAGAAGUUGACUUUGCUAAGCCUCCGAGAAAGUACACAGAACCUCCUGAUGACUCAAGCCCCCCAGAAGCCCUCGGAGAACUCAUUAGAGAUGGGCCUCCUCCGAAGUUUUAUAACCCAGAUCCUUUCAAAGCCCCAACGAGUUCUGGUACUGGACGCCGAGUUUCUGAGAAAUCUCCUCGACGCCUCAGUCCCGUGAAGCAAAGAAUACAGCAGCCUGUGCCAAUUAUAAUCACCGAUGACCGUGGUAAAAUACCUGUUCCUCGUGGAGAUAGUGUUACCCAAAGGUGUGCCAGCGGAGGACAUUCAGAAGAGGAACAUGAUGCGGUCAAGGCAAAGCUUUUGGCCAAAGGUGUACCAGGAAAGCGAGAGGUACGUGAAUACAUCGAAAGUUACCAGCGUCCGCCGAUCCAUAAUCGAGAGAGCUCCAAGGCGUUGAGAAAACAAGCUGAAGAGGCGUCACAAGAUGCUGAGGAGAACUUCAAAUUGAAUCGAGGUAAUACCUAUGACUGGCAAGACAUUGAUGAUGAUUAUAAUGAGAAGUGUACAAUUGAGAAAACGAAAGCCAUCGCAAAGCCUUUGUCUACUAAUGGUCCAUCUAUCCCAUGCAGUUCCAGCACUGGUGGUGCUUCCGAUUCUAGUGGGGCACUGGAUUUUGGUAUUGGAUUUGUUCACGCAGGUCAACCUGGAAACCAACCGCGCAGGAAUCCACGCUAUAUAGAUACUCGGGGCGACCGUUCGCAAGAGCAGGAUAACAAUCGAAGAUAUGAUCCCAGAACUGCAAAUGACAAUGAAGAUUACCCUGAUAAAGGUUCCAAAGAAAAUCGAGGCUACGACUCUAGAAAUCCGAAUGGAAAUGGAGGUGGAAAUGACGGUGGCGGAGGAGGCAAUGGAGGCUAUAACGGAAAAGGCUAUGUGGGUGGAGACGAUCCUUCAAAAGAUCCAAAUAGCGGAGGGUAUGAACUCAGAGACGACCCACCCCAGGAUUUACCAGAAACACAAAAGCCAAGACGCCGCAAACACAACAACAACGAAGAAUAUGACCUCUCAAGAAAGAACCAUCUCAGCCUGAGAGAGGAUCAACACAAAGGUUUUAGCUUCGCUCGCUCACACAAGAAACCUGCCAUUGCUAGAGAUUGGAAGCCAGUACGAAAGAGAUUUGUUGCAACUGUUGCAUGUAUCAGCACAGCUCUUGUGGGUAUCUUGGUGGGUAUUUACGCUGGAGAAGUACCUGCGAUUCAGUACUACAUUGUUGACUUCCACCAUUAUAGUCUGCUUGGGAACGUCUUCUUCUACCUCGGAUUGUCUAUUCCAACUUUCUUCUUCUGGCCAUUGCCUCUUCUUCAUGGAAGGAAACCAUACAUACUUGGCUCCAUGGCCCUUGCUAUGCCGUUACUCUUCCCGCAAGCUGUUGCAGUUGGGUCCAUCAGAUCUCCAUACGUCAGAUACUGGAGAAUUGGUCUUAUUUUCCCCCGAGCUUUGAUGGGUUUCUGCCUUGGAUUUGCAAACAUGAACUUCAAAGCAACUCUUACCGAUCUCUUUGGUGCCUCCUUGCAGUGCGAAAAUCCACAUCAAGAAGUCGUUGACGAGAAUGAUGUCCGACGCCACGGUGGAGGUAUGGGCAUUUGGUUGGGCUUAUGGACAUGGAGCGCUAUGGGAUCCAUUGGAGUUGGCUUCAUGAUUGGAGCAAUGAUCAUCAACCACCUCCCUCCUGCGUGGGGAUUUUACACCAGCAUUUUCAUCAUUGCUGGAGUCUUGUUUCUGAACAUCAUCACACCCGAAGUCAGACGUUCGGCAUUCAGACGAUCCGUCGCCGAGGUCAAGAGUGGCGAAACGGUUUCUCGUCGACUUGCUCGUGGGGAAGUCAAGAUGCAUAUGGUAAAGACUGGUCCUAAAUGGUGGGGCGAAGAAAUGCACUACGGCUACAUGCUAUCGCUUCGUAUGCUCACACAGCCUGGCUUCAUGGUGAUGGCAGUAUAUGUCGCCUGGAUGUACGCUCAGAUUGUGUUGAUUAUUGUGGUAUGUGUUCUGCUUUUGGAGAAAUUGCCGAGAACUAAUUGUUUGCAGCUUCUUGGUUCACUAACAUCCAAGUACUACAAAUUCACUUCACCUUUUGUUGGAUUAAGCGUUAUGUCUGUACCACUGGGUGCUAUGGUAGCCAUCCCAUUUCAGCACGCAUCACUUUUCAGUCGCUCUCAUAGCAAAGGGCCAGAUGAUGAUGACACAAGAAAAAAGAAGAUGAGCUGGUCUUCUCAUAUGCUUCGACGUGCAAUUUUCGUUUUGGUGCUUCCAUUUGCUGGCCUAGGAUACACUCUGUCCUCUACCGGACCGCCAGUCCAUUUUCUAGUACCUAUUCUGUUCGCGGCCCUCAUAGGUUUUCUCUCAAACCUUGCAUUAGCAGAAUGUCAUGGCAUUUUGAUGGAAACCUUCGACACCUCGGAUCUUCAACCUGGCAUGGCUGGCCGAGCUCGUGGUUCUGCUGGUGACAAAGUGAAAGGUAAAAGAACCAAUUACUCUUCCUUCCCACGAGUGCAAUCUGCGUUCGCCAUCACCCAAGCGCUCGGAUACUGUCUUGCUGCUAUUGCAGUGGGUGUAGGCGGCUCUGCCGAACGACACCUAGGACAACAAUCCGCCACAGGAGUUAUGGCUGGUAUCCUCCUCAUUCUUUCCAUCCUUCUCCUCGGAGUUCUCGUUCGCUUCAAGGAUGUACAAAUCAUUCCAGAUUCUAAAAAGGGCGAGCUUUCACAAUGGAAGAAUGCCCGCCGCACAUCGGCGUUUAUGCGUGCUCAGGGAGUGGAAGCUGAGGAACCAUGGCGACCGAUUAUCAUUGGAAAUCCGACGCAUCAUACGAGACGAAUGUGUAUACUUGAGAUGGGUAGCUUGACAAGGUGGAGUGAGAUUCGGAUGAAGAAUCGGCUGGUGGACGCUAAUAGUAUGGAGGCUAAGCAUCCGAAUAUGGUUAUGGUUGAGGAGGUAGAGGAGUUCUUUGGAAAGAAGAAAAUGGAUCCAGCUUUGCUAUACCAAGAUCAAGGAAAUGGGCAAGGGGAUCGUGUUCAAAAGUACCAUCCUCAAGGAAAUGCCAACGACGAAGAUAGAUUGAGAUUUACAGGCGAGGAUCUGGGCAAUAGGCGGAACUCGAGGAGAGAACUGUCUAGUCUGGCGGGAAACGAGGGUCCGAGGAGGAGAACAGGGGCGAGAGCAAGUGGAAGAAACCAAGAAAGAGGGUAG